UCAGAGAAGUUUAAUCUCUCCAAGAAACCAGUCCAGUAUCAAGUUUUACAGCAUCCUUUCACCAUGUUGGAGAGCAUGUCUCGGAGGAAUCGCUCCUUGCUGUCUCUCUCACUGACCUCUCUGGCCCUGGCGCUCUCUGUGCUGGCCUUCUGCACCUCAUACUGGUGCGAGGGCACACACAAAGUGGUCAAACCUCUCUGUUUGUCGCCUGUCAAAAUGAAGAACUGUGGACAGAACAACAGCCAGCCUUAUGCAAGUGAGGGCCCUACACCGGACCCUAAGAAACUAGACUCCAAUGCUACGAUGUCCCCAAAGCAGAAGGAGGAACUGGCCCAUAUUACAGCCAAGAAGCUGGAAAAUGCUGUCCACUACAUCUGGGAGACGGGAGAGGACAAAUACAUGCAGCGCUACUUUCACACUGGUUUCUGGCUGUCCUGUGAGAAACACAGUGAUGACUCUGGUGAGAAAUGUCGAAGCUUCAUUGAGCUGACCCCUGGAGAAACACAAGGCGUUCUGUGGCUUUCAGUGAUAUCUGAGUUUGCAUACAUCAGUUUGCUGGCAUUGGGUUUCCUACUCAUGUGGAUGGAAUUGUUGCUGCUGUGUCUGAAUAAGGAAAUGUAUGCACUCAAGAUCAAUGCUUUUGCUGCCAUCUGCACCGUCCUCUCCGGUAUGAUGGGAAUGGUGGCACAUAUGAUGUAUACAACAGUAUUCCAGAUGACGGUCAGCAUUGGGCCCAAAGACUGGAGACCUCAGACUUGGGACUACGGCUGGUCAUUUGCUAUGGCAUGGGUCUCCUUUAGUUGUUGCAUGGCAGCAGCUGUAUUCACCCUGAACUCUUACACCAAAACCCUGAUCGAGAUGAAGCACCGUGCCCGAAUCCAUCUUGAGGAGGCUCGCACCGCCAGCCAUGCUCCUCCUUACGAUGAGGUCAUCAUGGCUGGUGGCGGGAGCCUCUACUCUGUCAGCCGACUGGUUCAGCACUGCCAGAAGGGGACACUCAUGGACACCACGUGGCCCCCCAAAGAGAACAUACCUGGUGGGUCUUUGUUGGAGAUGGCGAAUCCGCAUGGACUGGUACUGGUGUCGGGUUGCGGAACGGAGGGAUGCGAAGACUGCGAGAGAGAAAUGGAGGAAAUGGAACGUGCUUUAGAGAGGGAAGAAAGUGAAGGUGAAGAUGAAAUGUUCUGAGAAGG
Xyrauchen texanus (razorback sucker) is the source of this 1193-nucleotide messenger RNA. RefSeq names its product germ cell-specific gene 1-like protein. Lineage: Eukaryota; Metazoa; Chordata; Actinopteri; Cypriniformes; Catostomidae. The record is from RefSeq and is a predicted model, not a curated record. The transcript is spliced from 7 exons. Gene Ontology annotation, cellular component: plasma membrane. Bases 64 to 1188 code for a protein of 374 amino acids.